Molecule: messenger RNA, 1260 nt
Organism: Malassezia pachydermatis
Lineage: Eukaryota; Fungi; Basidiomycota; Malasseziomycetes; Malasseziales; Malasseziaceae
Exons: 2
Coding region: 1-1260 (419 amino acids)
Cellular component (GO): cytoplasm
Source: RefSeq, a predicted model, not a curated record
AUGGCUUUGCCCUUCUCGAUUGCCGACUUGCAGAAGCGGGCCUUGGACCGCGGCAUGUGGUCCUCUGUGCAUGCGCGUAUGUCAGCGCGAUCUCGCGUCACCAACUUGGGUGUGACGAUGCUGGCAUGUGCCCUGAUAAUCUCACUUCUCUUUAAUCUGCGACCACGCACGGUAUCUGUGCGCUCUGUGCUCCCAUCCUCGCGCACUGGUGAGGCGUGUCCCUCGAACAAUUACAACCUACGCAACGUGCUGGGGACGUACCCUGGCUCGGAGAAAAAGCCGCUGACGCACCUUGUUGUUGUAGCUGGGCACGCUAUCUGGAAGGGUGACGACCCAGCGAAGAUGUUGAACGAUUCCAGUUGGUUCCUGGAAUCGUACCAGCGUGGCGGCAGCGUCAAGACGUUUGUGAAGCACAUUGAGAAAGGUGUGAGUAUUGCGCGCGACGACCCGAGCAGUCUCUUGGUCUUCAGUGGUGGGCAGACGCGUGAUCAGACAUGGACGACCGAGGCAGAAUCGUACUACCGCCUCGCGCUGUCCCUGACACAUGAGCUGCCGACGUUUGCCAUGGAAGAUGAAGACCUGACGAGCUCGCGUGAAGCGUUCCAGCCGCUGCAAACAGCAACAAAUGUAGAGGCUCAGACCUCUGCGAACAAGCUGGCCUCCGGCUCCAUUGGCGUGGAUCGCUCGAUGGAUCUGAGCCGUUUGCGAAUGACGACCGAGAACUUUGCCUUGGACAGCUUUGAGAACUUGCUCUUCUCGAUUGGACGCUUUUACGAGUACACGGGUACAUAUCCGCGCAAGAUCACUGUCGUGAGCUACGAAUUCAAGAAGAAGCGCUUUGUCGACCUGCAUGCCGUAGCGCUUCGGUGGUCCACCAACAAGUACUUGCCCAGUGGUACGCGGCAGUUCAACUACGUGGGCAUCGAUGACGAAGAUAUGGGUCCUUCUGUGCACGACAAUGCGUACGACCUGUUUGAGCGUGAUAUGUAUGGCUGUUUCAAUGUGCUCCUGACCAAGCGGCGCAAGCGCAACAGCAGUCGCCGCCUCCCGCCGUACCGAAGCACUGCACCUGAACUGGCGGGUCUUAUGGACUGGUGUCCGUCGUAUGGCUCACGUCUGCAAGGGCUAUACCCUGGCUGGCUGCCAUGGGACCCGCGUGUAAGCAACGGGAUGGGCCGCGGUGCGCAGGCGUUCCUCGAGCAGAAUGGUGGCCACUUUGUCCAGGCGGAGUACCUCCCUGACGGCAAAAAGAUCGUAUGA